UACGUGUCUGUCUUUCUUUCUCAGUGUCACACGGUUUAGGUUGGGCCACGUGAAGACGUCAGUAAUCUGUAGUUUUGUGAACCUUAUUCUACGCAUCCAUUUAAUCAAAACGCAACACAACCAUGGUGAAAUUAGCAAAGGCAGCAAAGAAACAAGCUAACCCCAAGAAAAAGGCCCCACCGCCUCCAAAAGAGGUGGAAGAGGAAUCCAGUGAAGAAGAAAGCGAUGAUGAGCCCCCACCAAAAGCAGUAGCCAAGAAGGCCGUUGCGCCAGCACCUAAAGCAGCUAAAAAUGGCAAAGCAGCAAAAAAAGCAGAAAGUGAAGAGGAGGAUGAUGACUCUGAAGAAGAGUCUGAGGAGGAAGCCCCCCCACCCAAGAAGGCCCCAGCCAAAGCCACACCAGCUAAAAAAGCCCCAGCCAAGGCAGAGGAGUCUGACGACGAUGAUGAUGAUGAUGAUGAAUCGGAGGAGGAGACCCCACCUCCCAAGAAGGCAGCUGCUAAGCCCUCCAUGAAGGUCACCGCAGCCAAGGAGGAGUCUGAUGAGGAUGAUGGGGAUGACUCUGAAGAAGAGGAGAUGGACACCACCACAGCAAAAGCAAAGAAAGCAGGCAUGGUCAAGGCUAAGGAGGAGUCUGAUGAAGAGGAUGAUUCCAGUGAGGAAGAUGAGGCCCCAGCAACUCCUGCAAAGAGGAAGGCGGACAACAAAAACGAGACUCCACUUGCCAAAAAGGCCAAAUCAGAAGGCGAAGAAACAUUUUGUCUAUUUGUCGGCAACCUGAACUCAAACAAGGACUUUGAUGAAAUCAAAGACGCUUUGGCAGCUUUCUUCUCAAAGAAGAACCUUGAAGUUCAGGACGUGAGACUUGGUGCAUCAAAGAAAUUUGGCUACGUAGACUUUUCCUCAGCACAGGACAUGCAGACGGCCAUGGAGUCAUGCAAUGGCAAGAAAUUCAUGGGACAGGAGUUGAAACUGGACAAAGCCCGCAGCAAAGAGAACUCCCAGGAGGACAAGAAAGAUAGGGACGCACGGACAUUGUUUGUGAAGAACCUGCCCUUUUCGGCCACGCAAGAUGACCUGAGGGAAGUGUUUGCGGAUGCCGUUGAAAUCAGAAUACCCCCAGGCCAGGACGGUUCCAACAGAGGCAUUGCUUACAUCGAGUUCAAGACAGAGGCCAUUGCAGAGAAGAUGCUAACGGAGGCCCAAGGCGCCGACGUUCAGGGACGCUCCAUCAUGGUUGACUACACAGGUGACAAGAGCCAGAAAGGUGCAAGAACACCAGCCCAGGCAGCUGCUGAAAGCAAGACCCUCAUUGUCAACAACCUGGCCUACAGCGUGACAGAAGACUCCCUCCAGAGCGCAUUCGAGGGGGCAGUUUCCAUCAGAGUACCACAGAACAACGGCAGACCCAAAGGGUUUGCCUUUGUGGAGUUUGAGAGCACGGAGGCGGCUAAGGAGGCGCUGGACAACCUGAAUGGCACAGAGAUUGAGGGCAGGCAAAUCCGGUUAGAGUACAGCCAGAACAGUGGAGGCAGAGACGCCGGAGGCAGAGGAGGAUCCGGAGGUCCAACAAAAACACUGUUUGUCAGAGGGCUUUCUGAGGACACCACAGACCAAUCACUCAGAGAUGCAUUCGAGGGCGCCACUGGAGCCAGAGUGGUCACAGACCGUGACACAGGCAAUUCUAAAUGCUUUGGCUUCGUCGACUUUGACAGUGAGAACGACUGCAAGGCGGCCAAAGAGGCCAUGGUGGGCGGCGAGAUUGAUGGCAGCAGCGUCAACCUGGACUACGCCAAGCCCAAGGGCGACAGCGGUGGCUUCCGUGGGGGUCGGGGAGGCUUCGGCGGUGGCAGGGGAGGUCGCGGCGGUGGAUUUGGCCGUGGCGGUGGUUUCGGCGGUGGCAGGGGAGGUCGCGGCGGUGGCUUCAGGGGGGGUAGAGGAGGUGACCGUGGAGGUGGACGUGGUGGGUUUAGAGGUGGAAGAGGUGGCGGAUUCGGGGACAAGCCCCAGGGCAAGAAGAUCAAGUUUGACGAUUAAAAUCCCGGUCUAUUUUACUAUUUUGAAAAGACUCCGUCUUAUCACCAUACCUAUAUGCUGGGAGAGCCUUUUGGACAUUUCAGAAAGCUGCAUUGAUAUAACUAAUGGGUUCAUUAGGCCCCCCCAAUCACCAAAACGUAUCUUCACCUCAGCUUGAGAGCUGCCUGUGAGUUUUGAAAUGUCCCUACUGCCCACCUGCAUUAUCCAUAAGUUUUAGUUUUUCCAAAGGAGGAAAAUGGAAUGUCUGGCAACCCUGUUUGCUGUGGGGAAGAAAAAAGAAGAAGAAAAACCUGUUGGUUCAGGUACAUAUUGUACAUUCAACAAUUUGUAUUUCAUUUGACCUUUUGUAAAAAGUGCUGUAUCCUUAUGUUUUAUUUUGUUAUUUUAGUUUGCUCUAGGUGCAAAACUUUGACCGUACAUUUGCAAGGCAUAUUGUAAUGGAUGGAAAGAUUAAAUCAGAGCCGACGUCUGGUAAACUGGUGUACUGGCAUGUUUUGGGUGGGGUACAGUCAAUGUCUUACGAGUCAGAGGACUAGAGGCCUCAAAAGAAUAACGUUUAAAAGUGUAACAUAUAUUACAUUUGUAGUGCAAUGACUAAUCUUGCCAUUUUAAAAUCUGUUUUCACAAAUGUGAUAAUUGAAUAAACUAAGUGAUGUUUUUAA
This is a messenger RNA of Coregonus clupeaformis (lake whitefish), 2698 nucleotides long. Its product is annotated as nucleolin. Gene Ontology annotation, molecular function: mRNA binding. The transcript has 16 exons. Lineage: Eukaryota; Metazoa; Chordata; Actinopteri; Salmoniformes; Salmonidae. The record is from RefSeq and is a predicted model, not a curated record. The coding region runs from base 123 to 2036 and encodes 637 amino acids. Gene Ontology annotation, cellular component: ribonucleoprotein complex; nucleus; cytoplasm.